AUGGACAGCUCCACGAAACCACCCCGGGACUGGCGCGAGGCAUUCCAGCUACUGCGCACGUCCCAGCGUCUGAGACCAAGCACGGUUUGCUUUCGGCAAAAUUUGCUCCUCGCUUCUCUGGCUACUUCUCGGAGCUGGAAUGUGGCGACUGCCAUCUGUGCUGGCAUCCGGCGGCAGGGUGCUGCGGACAUGGUGACCUUUAACUCCCUGUUGAAAGCGUGCUGCGCUUCAUGGGCACUGGCCCUUAGCAUUCUGCAGCUGUCGGCCUGCAUGGGGCUGCGCAGCGACCCAGUCACACAGAGCACGAUCCUUGGAUCGUGCAGCAUUUCGGCAUGGUGUCGCGGAGAGUCGUUGCUGUCAAGUGCAAUUCGACAGCGACUGCGAAGCAACGUUAUCUGCGAGAGUGCACGCAUUCGAGGCAGCUCUCACUGGAGAAAUGUUUUGACACUUCAUGCAAAAAUGCGGAUGGUGUGCAUUCAGACCGACCAGAUCAACAUCAACUCCGUGGUCACUUCGUGUGGUGCUGCGUGGCUCCAAGCGCAGAGUUUGCUAUCCAGCACUACCUUGACAGGCGAUCGUGAGACACACAAUGCUGUUGCACGUAUCUUUGGUAAGGCCUCUGUGUGGGAAAGCUCUCUCUGUUGUUUGAGCCACGCCCUCUCGAAGUCGUUGCGCUUGGACGCUUACUCUGGGACAUCGCUCCUGACACGCCCCGCCAGUUCCUGCCGGACACAUGUGCUACAGUGGAAAAUGCCUUUGUUGGCAUUCUCUGACUUGGUUCGCCGCUGCGGGCUAGUGUCGAACCUGAUUUCCUGGAGUGCAGCCAUCAGCUUCAGUGAGCCAGCUGGCUGGAGGAGGUGUCUGGACCACUUUCUAAAAGGAUGCCAAACUCGCCUGCUCCGCAACGCUGUUGUCGAGAUCAGUGUUGCGGCCUCUGUGGAAACACAUUGGCGGCAGGCCCUGAGUUUUUGCAGACGUGCGGUGCCAAACGCAGAAACUUGGACUUGCUUGGCUCGAGCAUGCGCACCGUCUGCGUGGAACAUCGCUUUGCUGCUGCAUUCGGCUUUGGCUUGCAGCAGUGCAGAAGUGGACCGGUUCUACUGCAACGCUUUGAUAGCUUCUACAAGCCCAACAAGUUGGCAACUACGGCUGGCUUUGCUUGAGACGACGGGCCGAACUGUCGCACGACCUGAUCACCAUGCGUAUGGUUCUUUGGCAGCUGGGGCAGAAGCUGGCGAGUGGUGCGAGGCCAUGGAGCUUCUGCAGCUCACUGCAGGCAGAGGUUUGCUGCUGAAUGCAGUCAUGAUCUCUUCACUUCAGGUGGCCUGCCAGCGUGGAAUGAAUUGGAGGCAGCCGAUCGCUAUGAUGAUGCAAGCCCAAGCGGUCAAAGCAGCCGAAAACCCUGCAGUAUGUGCGACCACGAUUGGUGCGUGCGGCAAAUGCGGCAAGUGGAGACAGCAGCUGGCUUUGCUUUCCCACUGGACAAUAGCCCGCCUGCAAACUGAUGAGACUCUGUAUGCCGAUUUUAGUCACUUGGAAACACGAUCUUGGCGCACUGCACUUGUCGCCGCAAAAUCGUGGCAGGCAAAAUUCCCGCUCGAUGAUUCACUAAGCACAAUUUGUACAGCCUGUGCCACGAGCAGCAACUGGGAGCUCAUGAUUUUCUUGUCCGGGAAAGCACCUGGUUCGGGCUUUUUCAGGCACGGUGCUUCCGUGCUUCGGGAAAGCCACAUCAUUCAGAAUACCCGCGUGCUCCUUCACAUGCUCGACAGAGUAUGUGAAGAGUGCUUGACGCUGUUGGGAAAGGGUGCGCUUUCAGGAUUGUUUGGAGCGGGCGAGGUGGAACACCAACUAGUCAAGCAGUUCAAGCUCCGCAUAAUCGAUGAGUCGUACUCGUUCUGCCCAUUGCAUUGCUAA
This is a messenger RNA of Symbiodinium sp. CCMP2592, 1917 nucleotides long. Lineage: Eukaryota; Dinophyceae; Suessiales; Symbiodiniaceae. The record is from the annotation of a GenBank genome assembly.